Molecule: messenger RNA, 2732 nt
Organism: Phacochoerus africanus (Common warthog)
Lineage: Eukaryota; Metazoa; Chordata; Mammalia; Artiodactyla; Suidae
Gene: RSPO2
Product: R-spondin 2
Exons: 6
Coding region: 642-1373 (243 amino acids)
Source: RefSeq, a predicted model, not a curated record
CCUUGGACCACAGCACCACCUACUUAUAGAAGCAUCCCGAGCUUCGGCCCGGCAGCAUCUCCCCUGGAAAGUGCUCUCGCUGUCCCUUCGGCCUCCCUGGAGCGUUCUUAGAAACGGAGAAACCUUAGCUGUGAAGCGGCUCUGGGGAGAGUUCGGGAAAGCGCAGAAUUGGAUAGGGACCCAGAGAGUGAGAGAGGGCGCGCCCCUCGCCGGAGGAUCGCACUCACUGGUGGGGACGCAGCAUCCUAAAGCUGCGGACCCGCCCGCUCCACUGCGCUCCAGCUAGGCGCUGUUAGUCCAGAGGAUCCUCCGCGCACUUCGAAACCACUACAGCCACCGGAAUCCCGGAGCUGCCACGCGCUCCCGGCCGGUCUCCGCAAACUUUUCCCCAGCCCACGUGCUAGUGAGGCGCCUCGCUUCCCGAGCUCGGGAUGGAGCGCGGCGCCUAGGCACGGCGCACCGCCUGAGACGUUCAAGGCGGAGAGAUGCUGAUUGCGCCGAACUGACCAGUGCGGGCCCUGAAGCUAGAGGAUACUCUGCCUCUGAGUCUUGCACCGCAGCGCAGUCGGCGCUGGCUCCUUGGAUGAGCCCUCUAGUUCCCUGACUUUUGAGAGGCGUCUCUCCCCCGCCCGGCCGCCCAGAUGCAGUUUCGUCUCUUCUCCUUUGCCCUCAUCAUCCUGAACUGUAUGGAUUACAGCCACUGCCAAGGCAAUCGAUGGAGACGCAGUAAGCGAGCUAGUUACGUAUCAAAUCCCAUUUGCAAGGGCUGUUUGUCUUGUUCAAAGGACAAUGGGUGCAGCCGAUGUCAACAGAAGUUAUUCUUCUUUCUUCGAAGAGAAGGCAUGCGCCAGUAUGGAGAGUGCCUGCAUUCCUGCCCAUCUGGAUACUAUGGACACCGAGCCCCAGAUAUGAACAGAUGUGCAAGAUGCAGAAUAGAAAACUGUGAUUCUUGCUUUAGCAAAGACUUUUGUACCAAGUGCAAAGUAGGCUUUUAUUUGCAUAGAGGCCGUUGCUUUGAGGAAUGUCCAGAUGGUUUUGCACCUUUAGAUGAAACCAUGGAAUGUGUGGAAGGAUGUGAGGUUGGCCAUUGGAGUGAAUGGGGAACUUGUAGCAGAAAUAAUCGCACAUGUGGAUUUAAAUGGGGUCUGGAAACUAGAACACGGCAAAUUGUUAAAAAGCCAGCAAAAGAUACGAUACCAUGUCCAACCAUUGCUGAAUCCAGGAGAUGUAAGAUGGCCAUGAGGCAUUGUCCAGGAGGGAAGAGAGCUCCAAAGGCAAAGGAGAAAAAGAACAAGAAGAAGAAGAGGAAGCUGAUUGAUAGAGCCCAGGAGCAACACAGCGUCUUCCUAGCUACAGAUAGAGCUAAUCAGUAAAAUAAAAGACACAGAGGGUGGAUUUUUUUGGGUGGUGGGGUGGUGUUUUUUGCAGAAGUGCACAGAGCUACUCUCCACUCCUGGACACUGGUGUGUGGCAUUUGUGCUGCUCUGACCAGUCCCUGUUCCCAGUAACGUUGUGAAAGGAGGAGACACAAGCAUGGUCUCUGUGUUAUUUAUGCUUUGGUUUGCAUCUGGAGACUGUGAAGGCAGGAGUGAGUGUACAGCUUGAAACUCAGCUCCCUUUGUGCCACCAAGAGAGUCGCCCUGGCCCUGUGGAGGGGCAGGAGGCCUGAGGUUGCAGAUCCCCCACUGGAGAAUGGACUUGUGCAUAUUUAUGGGAAGGACAAUGCUUGGCAGGCAAAGUGCUAUUUCACUUGUGACCUUUAUUUCUCACAUUGUGCAUUUUCAAGGAUAAAUGCAUGUGGGUAUCUGCUUAGUGUUACCACACGUUCUCAGCGUCUGCUAGCUUCCAACAGUUGUGCGCGGAAGCUGCUCUUAGCUGGGACCCUGCUACAGGAAUUCCCGCUCAGCUUCACAGUGGCUCAGAUCUGUACAUACUCUGCUGGGGCUACAUAUAAACCUCUCAUUUUACUGUAUAUUUAUGCUUUCUUCUGUGUAACAAGGCAUACCUGAUUAAUACUGAUUAAUGUCACUUUGUUUCUAGUGGUUCCUAACCAUUGUCUGGUAAAUGACUGUUCUAGUUUUGUGAAUUGAUGAAUGUUUUGUUGCCCCUUGAAACUUAACGUUCCUUUUUUUGUGUGGGCUUAUUUCUCAUUGUAAGGAUAGGAUAAGCUAGUUUGUACAUAGAAUCAGAUGACCCGUAUCAAGGGAUUUGAAUAUCAAUAGACCUUCCCCACGUCUCUCAACAGUUCAAGCAUGAUGCAGCUGGCAGUCAGAAGCCAAAACUCCCUUUGAGUCUAGAUGUGUCUCAUAAAGUCAACUGAAAACAUGAGGAAUGACUUGCAGUCAUUUGGAGAAUUCAUCAUGCAGUUUCACAGGCCAGCUAGAGAAGUUUUCAAACUUUUAACUUCAAAUUUCAAUAUAUAGAGAGAGUUUUUAUUUAAAGCAGUUCCUGACUUGCAGUGACAGAACACCUAUCAAUAUUCUUGGGUCAGUGUAGAAAUUACUAUCAUGAGGCCAUGCAUCGUAUUUAAGGAGAAAACAGAAUGAAUUCCUACAACUUCUGGUCAGAUCUUAACAGGUCUUCUUUGAGCCAGAAUUUAUCUCAUAUCCAAGACUGAGUGGAGACUGCCCAGGUAACUUUCAGAGCAGUUGUUUCCAAAACAUCCUUGUCCACUUUAGGGGAAGCAGUUCUUAGAGGGUUUUGAUUUGCCUUUUUUUUUUUUUUUCAAAAGA